Molecule: messenger RNA, 435 nt
Organism: Malus domestica (apple)
Lineage: Eukaryota; Viridiplantae; Streptophyta; Magnoliopsida; Rosales; Rosaceae
Product: cysteine proteinase inhibitor 1-like
Molecular function (GO): cysteine-type endopeptidase inhibitor activity
Source: RefSeq, a predicted model, not a curated record
AUGGGCAUGUAUCACCCUAAUUGCCUCCUCCUAGUCCUGACCGCCUUGUUGUAUGUUUCGGCUACUGCCACCACAUAUGAAGGAGUAGGAGGAGAAGAGCACAAUUACCCUCCCAAGUACCCUCCUCCUUCUCCUCCUCUAAGGGGUGGGUAUUUCCCCAUUCGCAACUUGAGCGACCCACAUUUGAGGGAAAUCACGGAAUUCGCUCUCUCCAAAUACAACAAGAUUCAUAACCCAAAACUGGUGUUGCAGAAGUUGGUUCAAGGACAGUAUCAAAUAGUGUCGGGAGUCAAUUACAAGCUUAUCAUUGCGGUUGUCGAUUCUUCUUUGGUCAAUAGCGGCCCCAUCAACUAUGAGAUCAUUGUGUUUGAGAAGCCUUGGAUGAAUAUUAAGAAACUGAAGUCUUUUAUUCGAGUCCAAAUUAAUAAACUUUAA